UCAAGUUUCCAUCUUUCUUGUUCCCAGGCAGGUGUCUGAUAUCUAGCAUAGGCCCUAGCACGCACAGAGACUAAACAGAUGCUGGCUUCAAACCAGAUCUGCCUUUCUUCCCUAUCUUCCACUUCCUUCCUUUUCUGAUGUCCAAACUUUCUUCCUUAGUUUUUCUUUGUUUUUUAACUUUCUUUUUUGUCUUUCCUUCUUUCCUUUUCUACCACUUUUUUUUUCUUUCCUUGUACUGUGAAUGAUCACCUCCUCUGUAAUUAUAACCAUGCUGGGUCCUAGCCACAAAAGGAUGACCAGAACAGGGACUUUGUCCUUAAGAGAAUCUCAAUCUAGUUGAGAGUCCAGCUGUCCCUUCCUCCUAAAGUGAGACCUUUACUUACCCCUCUCUGCCUUUGCUCCUCUCCUGGCAGCCUGAUCCACCUGCUCUAUGAGGAGGGACAACCUGACCUGGGAAAGUGAGUUUGUCCUCCUGGGGCUCUCCAGUGACAGGCAGACCCAGGCUGGACUGUUUGUCCUAUUUGGGGCCGUCUAUCUGCUGACCCUGCUGGGCAAUGGGCUCAUCAUCCUCCUGAUCGGACUGGAUGCACGACUGCACCUGCCUAUGUACUUCUUCCUCUGCAACCUCUCGGUGGUGGACAUUUGCUACACCUCUAGCGGCAUCCCCCAGAUGCUGGUGCACUUCCUGCUGGAAAAGAAGACCAUCUCCUUCACCCGGUGUGGGACCCAACUCUUCUUCUCACUGGCCCUGGGGGGCACUGAGUUCUUGCUGCUGGCUGCUAUGGCCUAUGACCGCUACAUGGCUAUCUGUGACCCCUUGCACUAUGUGGCAGUGAUGAGCCCAAGGUGCUGCAUUAGGCUGGCAGCUGUCUCUUGGUUUGUAGGCGUGGUGAAUUCUGUGGUGGAGACAGUGGUCACCAUGCGCCUGCCUACCUGUGGACAUCAUGUGCUGAACCAUGUGGCCUGUGAGACACUGGCAUUCGUCCGCUUGGCCUGCGUUGACAUCACCCUCAACCAGGUGGUCAUAUUGGCCUCCAGUGUGGUGGUGCUGCUGGUGCCCUGCUUCCUGGUCUCACUGUCCUAUGCCUACAUUGUGGCAGCCAUUCUACGGAUCCACUCUACAGGGGGACGCCGCAAAGCCUUUGGGACCUGUGCCUCCCACCUCACUGUGGUUUCCAUGUCUUAUGGGAUGGCCCUGGUUACCUACAUGCAGCCCUACUCCACAGCCUCGGCUGAGCAGGACAAGGUGGUGGUGCUCUUCUAUGGUGUGGUAACCCCCAUGCUGAAUCCACUCAUCUACAGUUUACGGAACAAAGAGAUGAAGGCUGCCCUGAGUCGAGUUCUGAUGAGCAGUUCUGAAUCAAAACUUUAG
Mustela lutreola (European mink) is the source of this 1372-nucleotide messenger RNA. RefSeq names its product olfactory receptor 2F1-like. The coding region runs from base 431 to 1372 and encodes 313 amino acids. Gene Ontology annotation, molecular function: olfactory receptor activity; G protein-coupled receptor activity. NCBI's taxonomy places the organism in Eukaryota, Metazoa, Chordata, Mammalia, Carnivora, Mustelidae. Gene Ontology annotation, biological process: G protein-coupled receptor signaling pathway. The transcript has a single exon. Gene Ontology annotation, cellular component: membrane. The record is from RefSeq and is a predicted model, not a curated record.